Messenger RNA from Phoenix dactylifera (date palm), 3121 nucleotides. NCBI's taxonomy places the organism in Eukaryota, Viridiplantae, Streptophyta, Magnoliopsida, Arecales, Arecaceae. The record is from RefSeq and is a predicted model, not a curated record.
AUUUCUUGCGUAGCUUGAGGCUGGCUUUCAUCAGAAGACGAGCCGAGCUCUCUUUUCCACUCCUAUAUCUUGCUGGCUUGCGCUUGGCCCCAAGAGGUCUUAAACCCUAUAAACCCUUCCAAUGAGACGCUGCUCAAGGCCAUGGCGCUCGCUAAACCCUCUGGGCUUUACCCCUGCACCCGCUCUCUCCCGCAGGCGAAGACCCGGAGCUUCCCCUCCCUCCUCCAGCCGAAGCUUCAUCCCUCCCCGAACCCCUCGCUAAAACCCUUCGACGCCACGCCCGGCCUCUCCCUCGUCUCCUCUUCGGCUCCAGUGCUCCAUCUCCGGCCCCGGCGCGGUUUCCGAGCUCCUCCUCGGGCUUCCUCCGACCCAUCUCCCUUGGAAGAGAGCCCACAGAAAGAUGCCACCAGCGAGUAUGGAUUGCUUCGGCGUGCAACGCUGGUCGGCACCGCAACAGUGGCAAGCAAGAUUCUGGGGUUACUAAGAGAGAUUGUCUUGGCUGCUGUUAUUGGAGUGGGUCCUGUAGCGACUGCAUUUAACCAUGCUGCAGUGCUUCCCAGGUUUUCUUCAUCCUUUUUGGGAGAAAAAUGUGCAGGUGUAAAUGGUCCCAUUCAUAUCACAGUUGCCACUACAUUGAGUAAGCUUUCGAAGGAAAGUAGGAGGCAACUGACUAGAAAGAUGCUUAACAUAAUGUUUCUGAUUGGAGGUGCCUUUUCUGCUUUGACAUACAUUUAUGCAGAUGAAAUCAUUUCUCUUACUGCACCGGGUUUACAGGUAUUGGCACAGGGUAAUCUCAUUAGAGAAAUGGCCAUGAAUCAGCUGAAGCUGAUGACUCCUUGCAUUCUUGUUUCUGGUUCGAUGGCAGUUGGCUUUGGUUGUCUAACUUCAGAAGGAGAAAAUACUUAUCUUGCAUUGAGCCCUUCUAUAACAAGCAUUGCUGUAAUUGCAUCAUGUGCUGUAUAUAUCUUAAUGAAGGGAUCGAGUUCUUCAAGUCUAAAUUCUCCAUUAUUAGGAGUGUUUAUAUCUUCUGGAGCUUCAGUAGGAUCCCUUAUGCAGUGGAUUAUCCAGGUCAUGAUCCAUAAAAAUUCAGAACGUGAAACUAAAUUUAUUUCUUGGAUGGACUUUUUCAAUGACAAGGAUGUUCAUAAGUUAUUCGCCUUAAUGCUUCCUGCAACACUUAGUUCAGGAUUGGUCCAGAUAACAUCUCUUACAGAUCUUUAUUUUUCAUCAUUUAUCCCUGGUGCUGCUGCAGGUCUUUCCUAUGCACAUCUGCUGACAAUGGCUCCACUAGGCAUAUUUUCUAGUACACUAAUUUUACCUCUUCUGCCUACUUUUUCAAGGCAUACAAAGCCUUCCUCGUUGGCAAGUCUAAAGGAGAAUCUGCAAAAAGCAAUUGUACUUUGCAUGGUGAUCAUUUUGCCAAUCACAUGCACAAGUUGUGUGCUGGCAGGGCCGGUUAUAAGUUUGUUAUUUCAGAGAUUCAAGUUCGACUCCUCUGCUAGUUCUUUUGUUUCAUCCUUACUGUUGUGCUAUUCAAUUGGUUCACCCUUAUGGAUCGUUCGAGAAUUGUGCGCUGUAGUAUUCUACUCGCUUGGGGAUGGUAACUGCCCAUUGCUCAUUAAUCUGAUUGCUAUAUUUAUGAAUGGCAUCCUCGAUUGGCUUUCUCUUUCUGUUUUUGGUCUUGGAGCUCAAGGACUGGCACUUUCAACAUCAUGUGUUUCUGCUUUAUCUGUCUUGGCACUCUUGCUUCUCCUCUCAAACAAGCUUGGAGGAAUAAUUAACAUAAGAGACAUGAGGGGUCCUUUUCUUUUGCUGCUUAUAUGUUGUGCCAUUUCAGGAUUCACUGCAAUGUUCUCUUAUAGAAUGCUGCAAUUCUUUCUAUCAACUAUCUCAAUCUUAAGGUUGUUCGGGCUUACUGAACUCUUGUCCAUUUUGCUGGCUGGCAUUCUGGGGAUGUCUGCAUUUUACUUGCCCCUUGUCUUUGCUAAGUUCGCUGGAGUAUUCUUGGUUGAUUCUCUCUGGACGACAUUGUUAAACAGAUAGGAUCCAUUUAUUUACUCAUAGCUAUAUAAUUAGCCAAAGCAUAGAUCUUGAGGACUUCCAACCAUGCAUACCAGACAUUGAAUCCUCCAUAAAAUGAUUCCCUCUCUCUCUCUCUCUCUGUGUGUGUGUGUGUGUGUGUGUGUGUAAAAGAUGGAGAACCUGUCAACCAUUUCAUUGAGAGAACGAAAAAAUGUACAUCGGAUGGGCCAGAAAAGGCUUUUAUAUGAAAGUAGCGGUGGAACAAGGGAAGAAAUUAAGCGAGUGCUUAGCUAAUAUAUUCCUAAGCUGCUUCUCAUCUAAAAGUUGGAAGCAAGUAUUUGUAUGAGACAGAACUACGUUAUAGCCUCGAGCCUAUUGACAUUUGAAGUUUCCUGGCAAAAGGGAAUCUCUCGCUUAUGUCAUUGAUUUCUUUCAUUCAAGUAGGACAAUCAUAUUGGAAAGUCUGAUUUCCAAAAUUCCUGCAUUGUACUCACAUAAAACAGGUCUGGCAGGUGUUAAGCAUCCAAGAGCUAUACAGAGAUGGACGGCAUGGUUGUGCUCAUGUAAUGCAUGUGAGAAGAUUUAUGGAUGGCUGUGCUAUGCAAAACUCAUUUUUCAGGUAAUUAGAUAAGAAACACUCCUAAUUUUGGCUACUACACUUAUCUUAUUCUCUGUAAGACCAAGAAUCCAUCUAAGAUAAUACCCUUGCUAUAAGAUGUAUCUUUGGAACCAAGUUUAGAUUAUCGGGACAUGCUUGGGCCAACGGAGGAUGUAUGCAUGCUCUUUUUUCUUCUUUGUAGCUUAAUCUAGUCGGACUCAGGAGAUUGUGACCAAAUUGUGAACCAUUUCCAAGGAUCAGUCAUAGCAGAACAGAUUAAUGCAAUGCCUUGAAAAUUUACUGUUUCAAAUGAUAGAAUUGGUUUGAUGCAACAACCGGAAACUCUAGCGAAUCGGCAAUCCAUUUGAAAAUGUUUUACCCCAUGUUUUACUUGCUUUAUCCUCUUCGAAUCACUACUGGAUGGUUCUUCUGGCUGAAUCAUCAGAUGCUCAUCAGCUAACUGAACAUUAUAACUGAAUGCAAGCCAUUCUUUGUACACCA